Molecule: messenger RNA, 774 nt
Organism: Rotaria sordida
Lineage: Eukaryota; Metazoa; Rotifera; Eurotatoria; Philodinida; Philodinidae
Source: the annotation of a GenBank genome assembly
AUCUAUUCAAGAAGCUGAAGUAACAAUUGAAUGUGCUGGUGCACGUGCAACAAGAACAAUAAAAAAUGUACAAAAAUAUCCAAAUUUUGAAUCGUCACCUACUGAAGCAGAUACAUAUGCACUUCUUCUUAAUUUACCAAAUGAUGAUAAAUUUUGGCCACAUUUAAGUAUACGUUGUGUACAACAUCGUCUUUUUGGAAUGAAAGAAAUUGCUGGCAAUCUAGUUGUAACUAAUCUACAAAAAUAUCUUGAAAAAUCUAUUCAUCGUUCAACACCAAAUGAUCAAGCUGCAGCUGAUGCUGUGAAUGAAUUAUCAAAAAGAAUUCCAUACAAUUUUACUCGUGUUCGAAGAUCGAUUAUUGAUGCAUAUGAAGCUUCUCUAACGCCACAGAACGAGAGUUUAGGAAAAACAAAAUUAGUUAAGUUUGAAAGCAAUGCAGGUCGUGACAGAGACGAUGGUGAUAGUCAAGCAUCAAUUAUCCAUGCUGAUUCAUUGGGACAAAGAAAAAAAGAAAAUGAUGAAUCUGGUAGAAAAUCAGAUAAAGAAGAAGAAGAUGGUUUAAGAGAAUCUGAUUUGACAUCUGAAUCACCUAGUAAUAGAAAACAUGGAAAUGAAUCUUUAACAACAUUAGAAAAAAUAAAAAUAAACGAUAUGGAAAAAACAGCUGGAUGGUGGCAUAAAUAUUAUGCAUCAAAAGCAAAACUAAAAUUAAUGCGACGAUGUGCUAUAGAUAUGGAUGAAAGUUUAAAAGAUAGAUAUGAUGCUUAUGCCGG